CGUCCCCGCGCAGGGAGGAGGAGGAGGAGGCGGCGUUGUCCAGUGAAGGUGCCGCCUUUCCCGAGCGGCUUCUCCCGGCGGGGCAGCACCGGCUGCCCCUGCGGCUCCGGUGCCUCCUCCCUUCCCCUCGGAGGAGCGGGGGGCGGAAGAUGCUGUGCCUCCCGGUCGCCUUCCAGUUGCUGCUGGUGCUGGUGCUGUGCAGCCAGGGCACGGAGAGGUGUCCGGCAGCCUUCUGCGAGUGUUCCGACUGGGAUGACUACAAAAUCACUUGCAGGGACAUCCACUUCAUUCCCAGCCUUCCUGAGGACACCCAGACCCUGAGGUUUAUGGAGACUCAUCUAAGAACAAUUCCAAGUGACGCUUUUUCCAAUCUCCCCAACAUCUCUAGGAUCUACAUCUCCAUCGAUGAAACACUUCAGAGUCUGGAGGCCCAUUCCUUCAACAGUUUAAGUAAAGUCACUCAUAUUGAAAUUCGAAAUCUUAGAAACUUGGAUUACAUAGAUCCAGAUGCCUUUAAGAAUCUCCCACUUUUAAAAUACCUUGGUAUUUUUAAUACCGGACUCAAAGCAUUUCCAGACCUCACCAAAAUCUACUCAUCUGAUGUGAACUUUUUACUCGAAAUUGCAGAUAAUCCUUUCAUGACUUCAGUGCCUGCAAAUGCUUUCCAUGGGCUUUGUAAUGAAUCUCUAACUCUCAAACUCUACAAUAAUGGUUUUACCAGUAUCCAAGGCCAUGCUUUUAAUGGGACAAACCUGGACGCUAUCUAUCUGCACAAGAACAAAUACCUGGAAGUUAUCAAUGAUGAUGCAUUUCUGGGAGUGCACAGUGGACCAACACUACUGGAUGUCUCCAGAACAGCCAUUGCUAACCUUCCAGCCAAAGGAUUGGAAAACCUUAAAGAACUAAUGGCCAAAAACACAUGGACUUUAAAGAAAUUACCAGCUGUAAAGAUAUUUCUUCAGCUAAUGCGAGCUGACCUAUCAUAUCCAAGUCAUUGCUGUGCUUUCAAGAGCUGGAAAAAAAACAGCGGAAUCCUGGAGUAUCUGACAUGUAACCAGAGCAGCAGUCACAGCUUUCGUAAAAGAAGAUCAGUCAAAACUCUCAGAGGUCCAUUUUACAAAGACUAUGCAGAAGAAUACACAGACCAUACCGAUUCUAUAUAUGACAAAAACACCAAGUUCACAAAUUUCCAUGAAAAUUCCCAUUAUUAUAUUUUUUUGGAAGAACACGGAGAAGGAAAUUUUGGGUUUGGCCAAGAGCUCAAGAACCCUCAAAUGGAAGAUGUCCAGACUUUUGACAGUCAUUAUGACUAUCCUAUCUGCGGAGGCAAUGAAGAUGUAAUUUGCACUCCAGAGCCUGAUGAGUUUAAUCCCUGUGAGGAUAUAAUGGGAUAUCAAUUUCUGCGGAUUGUGGUGUGGUUUGUGAACCUGCUGGCCAUCCUAGGUAACAUUUUUGUCCUUUUCAUCCUUCUCACCAGCCAUUAUAAACUGACUGUACCACGCUUUCUGAUGUGCAACUUGGCCUUUGCGGAUUUUUGCAUGGGGUUAUACCUCCUCCUGAUCGCUUCUGUGGAUCUCCACACCAGGUCAGAGUACUAUAACCACGCCAUAGAGUGGCAGACUGGACCUGGCUGCAACACAGCUGGCUUUUUCACCGUCUUUGCUAGUGAACUUUCUGUUUACACGCUGACGGUGAUCACCUUGGAGCGCUGGUACGCCAUCACCUUUGCCAUGCGCCCGGACCGAAAGAUUCGCCUGCGGCAUGCCCUGGUCAUCAUGCUGGGAGGGUGGCUCUCCUGCUUUCUUCUUGCCCUUCUGCCACUGGUUGGUGUCAGCAGCUAUAGCAAAGUCAGCAUCUGCUUGCCUAUGGACACCGAAACCACCGUGGCUGAAGCCUACGUUGUCUUCGUUUUAAUAUGUAACAUUAUUGCUUUUGUCAUCAUUUGUGCCUGCUACAUAAAAAUCUAUGUAACUGUGCGAAACCCCCAGUACAAGUCAGGGGACAAAGACACCAAAAUUGCCAAGCGGAUGGCUGUGCUGAUUUUCACUGACUUUCUGUGCAUGGCUCCCAUCUCUUUCCAUGCUUUAUCUGCCAUUAUGAACAAACCACUGAUCACUGUCACCAAUUCCAAGAUUUUGCUGGUACUCUUCUACCCACUCAAUUCUUGCGCCAACCCCUUUCUUUAUGCUAUUUUCACCAAAGCUUUCCGAAGAGAUGUGUUUAUCCUACUAAGCAAGUUUGGUAUAUGUGAGCAUCAGGCUCAAGUCUACAGAGGUCAGACCAUCUCAGCCAAAAACAGCAGCGGCUCUUAUGGGCAGAGAAUCAGCCGAGGGAUAGGUCAAAUUCCUACAAGCAUUCAAGACCCAGUCAACGAUUACCUUCCUGCCGUGACAAUGCAGAACCAAAUUCUCAUGGAAGAAUGCAAGCAAACUGAGCUAUGACAUCUCAAAGUAUCCAGACACAAUCUGGUCAAGAGAUGGUUGUACAUACAGUGAAUCGACUAAGAAGAUAACAUGUUCUCCAUAUCCUUUUUCCCUAGCCUAUCCUUUGUGAUGUCUGAAAGCACCUUCAGAGUGGUCUUCUUUUAGACAGGUCACUCAUUUGAACCUCAUCUCACACUUUUAUCAGUGCAGGAUAAAAGAUACUGUUCUGAUGAUAAUGCUGGAAGUAAACUCGAACGCUCUAAGUAGGAAAAGUAAUACAUACAAAACCAGCAAAUAUAAAAUAUGCCCUCAUCUAAAAAAUUUUAAGGAAGCAGGACACAAAGCAUAAAACUUGGGGGUACUUGUAUGACUAAAAAAAGAACAAGGUUUUUUAAUUAAAACAACAUUAAAAAAUACUACAGGCUGAAGUUCUCAAUCGCCAACUGCCUAUCUGUCAAAAAGUUCAACUGGUUUUCUAAUAGUGAAUUUCUAAAACUUCCACCAGGGCCUAAAAUGGAACAUAAUCCUUCUGCUUCUGCCAUCCUGACCAAAAACUACGCUAAUCUUUUGUUUACAGUUCUUGGUUUAGUUGAGCGAGGUGGGAAAAGAAGUCUCUUCAUAUUGCCUUUGUAGCAGUAAAAGGCAAAUAACAUCGAUUUUGCAAUUGUUUAUGAUAAUAGGUAAGAAACACGAGAGCAUUUGUCUUUGUGUGAUGCAAGAAUUCACAGAAUGGCAGGGAACUCUGGAGAUCAUCUAGUCCAACGCCCCUGCCAAAGCAGGGUCAGCUGGAGCAGGCUGCACAAAAUUGCAUUCAGGUGGGAUUUUGUCUCCAGAACAGGAGACUCCACAACCUCUCUGGGCAGCCUGUUUCAAUGUUCCAUCACCCUCAAAGUAAAGAAGUUUUUCCUCACCUUCAGAUGGAACUUCCGGUGUGCCAGUUUGUGGCCGUUGCCCCUUAUCCUGUCACUGGGCACCACUGAAAAGAGUUUGGCCCCAUCCUCUUGACACCCACCCUUUAGAUAUUUAUAAGCAUUGAUGACAUCCCCUCUCAGUCUUCUUUUCUCCAGGGUAAACAGACCUAGGUCUCUCAGCCUUCCUCAUAAGAGAGGUGCUCCAUUCCCUUGAUCAUCUUUGUAGACCUCUGCUGGACUCUUUCCAAUAGUUCCUUGUUUUUCUUUAACUUGGGGGCCCGGAACUAAACAUUACUCCAUACGUGGCCUCACCAGGGCAGAGUA
Molecule: messenger RNA, 3658 nt
Organism: Calidris pugnax (ruff)
Lineage: Eukaryota; Metazoa; Chordata; Aves; Charadriiformes; Scolopacidae
Gene: TSHR
Product: thyroid stimulating hormone receptor
Exons: 10
Coding region: 150-2441 (763 amino acids)
Biological process (GO): G protein-coupled receptor signaling pathway
Cellular component (GO): membrane
Molecular function (GO): thyroid-stimulating hormone receptor activity
Source: RefSeq, a predicted model, not a curated record